Messenger RNA from Stylophora pistillata, 948 nucleotides. RefSeq lists its product as uncharacterized. The record is from RefSeq and is a predicted model, not a curated record. NCBI's taxonomy places the organism in Eukaryota, Metazoa, Cnidaria, Anthozoa, Scleractinia, Pocilloporidae.
UUCUUGCAAAUUUUGACAAUAUGAAAUGAAGUUUUAGAUUGACAUGUAUUGUGACAGAAUAUAGCAAAAAAACAUUUUAAAUUACGAAUAAAUUUUUGUUGAUAUAUAAUUUCACAAUAGUUUUUUUCCAGGCAGUUGAAUAAACUUAAUUUCAGACCGAUAUUGUUUUUCGUUUGGACUUCGUAUUUAGCAACACUUGCACGAUUAACUUUGUAAUUUUCAUUCGAGGCCUUGUAACAGGAAGCUAUAAAUACAGCAGUUUAUAGAGCUUAUCUCUUCCAAUUGCGAACUUCUUAACAAGAUCAAGUUGUAGGUUGGUUUCUUCAAGUCACAAGUCAUGAAGAUCUUGGUCGUUUUCAGUGUCUGUCUGGCACUUGCUUGUGCGGCCUCUGAAAAUCUCAAGAGGCUCGAGGCUUGUAACAAUGAGGGGUUUGAUUGCACCUGCCAAUCCGGUCUAUCGUGCAGGUUAACCAAAAAAAUGAUCGUGGAUGGCAAAACUAUUCCCGUCAAGCAAUGCAUGGGCGACCAUGAGAAGAUUAACGUGGAGACAAUCCACAUGGACCCUGAGGAGCAGAUCAGUGCAGCUAACGCAGCUUACAGAGUGAAGCGUUUCCUGGGAAUUCUAACGAAGUGUCAGUCUGACGUUGACUGCGCCCCGAAUUUCUGCUGUCCGAUUCUGGCCCAGCGGUGUAUCCCGAAAAUCCCAGAAGACGGCGCCUGCAACUUCAAGGAUUUGCAUAGAUGUGGCUGUAUGGAUGGAUUGGUAUGUCAAAAGACCACAGAGAUCACAAUUUUCCCUCCCUUUAAGUUUCCUCUAGAGCAGUGUGUCAAGAUGUAAACACGGAUAUUUACCUAACAUAGGAAACGUCGCACCAUAGACAUAAAGUGCCGUAGCAGUUUGAGCCAGUAAAAGAAAAAUAAAACGGCGCUUUGCUUUGUUUCUUCCGA